Messenger RNA from Antechinus flavipes (yellow-footed antechinus), 4020 nucleotides. It is a transcript of the gene TEPSIN, whose product is annotated as TEPSIN adaptor related protein complex 4 accessory protein. Gene Ontology annotation, cellular component: trans-Golgi network membrane. Bases 58 to 1881 code for a protein of 607 amino acids. The transcript is spliced from 13 exons. Lineage: Eukaryota; Metazoa; Chordata; Mammalia; Dasyuromorphia; Dasyuridae. The record is from RefSeq and is a predicted model, not a curated record.
GCUUCGCCACGGUGAUUGGCGGAAGUGAGAGCCGGGUGGUGAGGGUGUCCGGGGAUCAUGGCCGCCCCGCAGCUCCGGGACCGGCUGAGCUUCUUACACCGACUCCCAAUCCUGAUGAAAGGAACGUCUGAUGAUGAUGUCCCCUGCCCGGGCUACCUGUUUGAAGAAAUUUCUAAAAUUUCCCAUGAGUCAGUGGGAAGCAGCCAGUGUCUGUUGGAGUACCUCCUGAACCGCUUACAGAGCAAUUCCUGUCAUGUUAAACUCAAGGCACUGAAAAUCUUGCUCUACAUGUGUAGCCAUGGCUCUGCAUCCUUUCUACUUGCACUCAAACGCAAUUCUUCCUUUAUCCAGGAAGCAGCAGUAUUUGGUGGUCUCCCAGAUCCUCUUCAUGGGAAUAGCUUGUAUCAGAAAGUCCGAGUGGCUGCCCAGGACUUGGCAAGUGCUUUGUUUUCUGAUACCUUGUUGCCAUUACCUUCUACCCAGUCUCCUAGGUCCCUUCCUGCAACCGGUAUGGGAUCCCAAUCCAGUUCCUGUAGCAGUCUCCAAGGCUUUGGCUACACCAAGGACAGGGGGAGCUCUGGCUUUGCUGGUGAAGCCUUUCUCACCACCAUCCAGAAGGCUGCCGAAGUAGUGGCCAAUGCUGUGCUCCCUGGGCAUGAGAGUCCCAGUAUCCAGAGCCAAGUGCUGAGGGAGGAUACUUACCAACCUGUAGUAGCACCAACUGCUGGCCAAGGUCACUUUGGUCCCAGGAAACCACCAUCUGGACCCACCCAGAGUGUUAGAGUGAAGCACCAGCCUGGGCAGGCGGGGGGCGGCUGGGAGGAGAUGGACAGUGACCCCAGCUCCCAGAACUCAUCUCAGGAGAAUGGGGAACUCAGCAGAGCCUCCAACUCUGGCAGUAAAUCCGACAGCGACAGCCACUCGGGAACUAGCCGGGAGAUGGGUGAUGUAACAGAAAGGGUAGAGGCUGUGACACUGAGUGACUGUCUACAAGAAAUGAGCCUUGUGAGCACCGUGACCCAGGGACCUCGGGUCUUUCUGACUCGAGAGGAGGUGCAGCAUUUCAUCAAAGAGUGUGGGCUGCUUAAUUGCGAAGCAGUACUAGAACUCCUGAAUCGGGAACUUGGAAGACCCAGCGAAUGUGUUCAGAUGAGAGCCAUGUGUGCCAUCUUCUCCCUCAUGUGCUCAGAUCUGCUUUCUCAGGACCAUAUCUUCUUUAUCAUUCAACCGAAGCUGCAACAGCUUAGUGAGGGGAGCCCUGGCCCUGUGACUAACAAGGCAACCAAGAUCUUGAGGCACUUUGAGGCCCUGUGCCGAAAUCAUCCCACUCACAAAAAACCCGCAUCACAAGCCAAUACUGGUACAUCUCGCCCCUCUCUCUGCCCAACUGACCUGCUGACAGAUGUUGCUCCAUUUGCUGAAGGGGAAUCAUUCCUCCAGCCAGUGAGUUCAUCCUCUUCCCUACCCAGGGGGGGCACAGCCCCAGCAGCAGCAUCACAGCAGGAAAUAACUCCUAUCUCAGCACAGGGAGACAUGGUUCCUGGUAGAAGUGUGGAGGAGGCUGAAACCAGAUUGGCAGUUUCAAGUGAGCAGGAGCCUGGACUUAGCCAAAAUUCAUCAGGCACUGAUACUACAAAUGGCAGAUUGAAACCGGACGCCAACCCUGAAAGCAGCCUUUCAAGCCCCGCAACUGGUACUUGCUCUUUGUUUGCUGGCAUGGAGUUGGUGGCGCACACAGGUGUGGUUGUGACUGAGGCUGCUAAAGAAGAGCUGCUCCAACUAGCAUCAAGUUCUGAGGCUCCAUGGAUAUCAUCCAGAGAGGCUACCUCCCAUGAGGCUCCUAGUCCAGAACUAUCUGCCUUUGCCUUCUUAAAUGCAUGAAUGGCCAGCACUUGAGGAUGGGAUACUGUCCUUCUUCCUUGUCUUGAGGAGGACUCUGCACAUCUGUCUGCCUUUGUCUUUUGGCUUCCCUCUUACCAUGUUUUAUUAUAAUUAUGCUCAUGGGCCCUUCUGGGGACCCCAAAGUGUAAUUUCCAUUCUUGUGUUUCUUAGUCAUCCUCCCUGUUGGCUGUGUCUGCAUUCCUCCGCUGGGGGUGUUCUUACCACUUCCAAGCCAAUUCCUAAGUAAGGCAACUCUACACUAACUAAGCAGACUACUGGAAUAUCCAGUAUCCAAAUUAGAAACAGAAAGCAUCAGUGUUUAUCUUGGGUUAGAUCAGCAGCAGGAAAGGGGUAAUUAUUUUAGAUGUAUUGAGAAUGCCCUACCUAUUACUUCCUGACCAUUCAGAAAGAACUAAAACUAGGAGGUUUCUGAUCAAUGCUGAACCUUCCUCAAACAUAAAAAGAGUGAGCAGAUUUUAUCCUUGCUUAAAACUUUUUUUUUUUCCACCGUUAAUGUUUGUUUCUUCUAGAAGAACUGGUUUCAUAUUUCAGAGUCAUACAUGUGUUAUAUAUAUGUAAUUUCCCAUCGAACUUUUAAAGAAUUGGGUCCCUAGUUAGAUUGAUCAGCAUUAUUAUAGGACUCUGAUCAUUGUCAGUACAGGAAUGUGAGUGACAUAAGUGUUCUAGUACCAGAAGGAAUUCUGGCCCCUUUCUAGCAGUCAAGGAUUCUGCUUAACAAUACCUUGUGGCCUUAGGAGAGAGAAGGUGGAUCGUAGACCACAUUGCUGGGCCUUCCUGACUUUGGGGAAAAAUGAGUUUGAUAAGGUGGUGGUGGUUAGGAAACUUGGAUUUCUUGACCUAUACUCGUUCUUCCUAGAGCUUAUACCUGAGCAGACCCAUGGUUAGUGAGUCUACAGAUCCCUUAGCUAGUUCAACCAAGUCCUUUCUGGAUUCAUUUGAAAGUUUACUCUUUUAGCAAUUUAAGCAUUCAUUUGCACACUUUCAGGUGGAGCAUUGUAAAGAUCUCAUUAAGCAGGAAAAAAGAGGCCUUCAGUCCUUACAUUAGUGACUGUGUUUACUCCUUAUUAAUGAUCAAGAGGGUUUGGAGAGGAAGGAAUAAUUUUUACAUGAUCAUAUAAACCUAUAGAACUUGAGAAAAGAAUCGUUUGGUUGAUUUCCCUCCAGGGAAUCCAUUCUGUAACAUCCAGCAAAUGUCUCCUUUCUUAUCUUUCAUACUGACAGCUCAAUUCUGAGUCAUUUUGAGUGCUAAAGAUCCCGGAUUAGGUCAAGGUAGAGGAGAUGUAUGUAGUCUCAAAUGGCCUUUGGAUAUACUUUAAGGGCCAUUAGUCAAGAGGAUAUAGAAAUCUAUUCUCAGGGCUUUGGCUUGAGCUGUUAUAAUUUUCAGAUCAUUUGAAAUUGGGUGAAUCUCACAUUCUUUUGGAAGGCGGUGACUGACAUUGGAAGGAAUGUAGCCCUUGCUCUGUCCUCCUUUCCUUCCCUAUCUCUUCUUUAGCUUUGGCCUGCUCAUUUGGAUUUGGAUUCCUAUGGUGCUUGAGAGCAGGUUGCCCAAGGUGCUUCCAGAAACACUGGUCCUAUGCUUUUUGGCUCUGAAUGCUACCAAAGCCUUAGCCAGGCAGGGCUAUUCGCCAACUCCUGGUUCAAUACCCCUAGAGCAGGAGAGCUCUAAGCUAAACUCCAAGUACUUCCUUUGUUUUUAUCCUGGUGUGUGUGCAUGUUUUUCUUGAAAAUUAUUUUUUAAAGGCCUUGCCCUUCUGUUGAAAAUCUUUCUAACCUACAUGAUAAUCAUAAUAUCUGAAAGCUGUACCACCACCUUCCUCACUCCUAAAUAAUAGAGAUUUCAUAAGAAAGUGUCCAGUUGGAGGAGUGGACUCUGGGUCAAGGUUACAUCUUGUGGUCUAGAUGUUUAUUUUCUGACACUUUUUAAAAAUUCAUGUGUUGGUCUUCUGUUCACUUUCUGUACUUUUUGACCAUACUUACUCUUGCCAUAAAUUGUUUCAAACUGUGAGGAUUGGGGAGAGCCCUAGAGGCAGGGUACAGGCAAGCAUCCCAUCUCUGUGGAACUUAUGAAGGGUGCUGGUUGUUUACAUUUUCUUAAUAAACACUAUUGGAUAUUUACAA